CAUGCAAAGAAAAAGUUCAAUAGUUAAUUGUACCACAAAUUAUUUAACAUCAACUUCAGAAGAAAAGCUUCAUGUUUACAUGUUUUCAAGUGACACACAAAAGUUACAAUAUCGGUUGUAAUCUAUUCCAAAUGCGUUUGAAAAAGUAACUUCAAAUAUGGGUGUGUGUGAAAAACACUGGCCACCAGGCUGCAAAAUGCACAAGCCUCCUCGAUCAAAGUUUGAGGUUCCUAUUGAUCCCCCAUCUAUUUUUCCUGGAUGCACAUCUUCAAUGGUGCGCCAAACACAACCAAGAUCUACAAAUAUAAAUAAAAUUUCUUUAACAUCACGAAAAGCAAUACUUGAUGAGAUGGAUAAUUUCAAUCAAAUUGAUUUAAUUAGAUUUUAUGAUGUUGAAAUAAUGUUGUCUGAAACAAAAGAAAGAUAUCCUCAAUACUUUGCAUUCAUUGAAAAUUCAAAAGUUAUGUUUGAUGUUUCUCGAUCAUGUCUACCUGAAACAGUAUUUUCUGUUGAAAUUAUCUGUCAUUCACGUCAAGUUAAUAUUUAUUGUAGGCAUACAAAAGUUAACUGCUAUGACCUGCUCAGUUUUUCUCAUUGUCUUACUCGGUGGUCACAGCUUGAAGCUAUUGUCAAAAGAGUUUGUACCUCUGGUCCUGAAAUAAAAGAUGAGGUAUUAAGUUUGAUUAGUCAAAUUGAAAAUACAUAGUGACACUUCUGAAGAAAUUUCUUUCCUCAUUGAACAACUACGCCUCACCACUUAUUCUCCAAAUGGACUGUGCUUUUCUACUUUAUGUAUACGUCGUGCACUUGAACUGUAUUUGUCCUCCAGAUGUUGUUAUCGACAUUUAAGAAAUCUGCUUUGUUUGCGCAGUCCAAAGACUCUCAUUUCAAAAUUAGGAAGAGUUGGAGAAGUUGGAAAUGAAAAAGAGUGCAAUAAUACAAUCAAAGUUGUUUUUGAAAAUUUUAAUAGUUCUGAAAAGCGUUGCUGCCUUCUCUUUGAUGAGAUGUAUAUCAAACCAAGUGUUAGUUUCAGAGGAGGACACCUCAUUGGAUAUAGUGAGGACAAUCCCACUAAAAUUGCAAAAACGUUAUUUGUCUUUAUGAUUAAACCUAUGUUUGGUAAACCUUCUUUUGUUUGUAGAAUUUUACCAAUAUUUAAACUGUCAGUACACUUUCUUCACGAUUUGAUUAUAAACAUAAAUAAACAAAUAAUUGAUGCAGGAGGAGAAUUACUGUGUCUUUUAUCAGAUAGCCAUCCCACAAAUCGAAGUGUUUACCAAAGUUUCGUUGUUAAUAAAAGUUUUCCAUGGCAAGGUGUUAUAGAAAAAGAAAAACCAGUUAUUAUGCUACACAAUCCACUUGUUUAAAAGUAUAAGAAAUAAUUGGUUUACGGAAAAAACACAAACAAUUAGUUUAAAAAUUAAUAAUCAACCUCUCUCUGGUGAUUGGUCUCACAUUGUUCAAUUAUAUAACAGACAGAAAAUUUGUGUUGCCAAAACUACAAAGCUUUCACGCAAGUCAGUGUACCCUAGUUUGAUUGAUAGAUAAUGUUGCAAACAUGGUUGAACAAGAACAUGUAUUGAACAGAACAAGUAUUGAACAGUUUGCACCUUCAGCGGUUAAAAUUAUUCAGCAAAAUAGUUUCUUUGGAUGAAACUGACAUUCAUUGCUCACGCAUACAUUCAGACUGUUGCACAAUGGAUUUAAUGGAAGAAGAUAUUAUUUAUUUAGAUAAAUGUUUAAUUAAUGCAGAAAAUGAUUCUAUUAAUGAUCAGGAGAAUGCUGCCUUUUUUUAUAUGGCUGGUUAUGUACAUCACAAGAUCGAUUCGCAGCGUGUAGUUGAUAUAACAACAUCACAAUCACCUAGUUCUGAAUAUACAGAUUAUGUUUCACGUGGUAAAUUGCGUUAUCCUCAUGAUACUCUUCUCCAGUUUAUUUGUGUUUGUUAUCUACUGUUUAACAGCGUUCCAAUGUCUGAAAAAUGUUUUCAAUGUGUUGUUUAUUUAAAUUAUUUUUAUUCUUGCAUUCAACAUUACCAUUUGAUUUAGAAACAGACAGUAUAGGUAUUGCAAAAGUUAUCUCAAUAAUAACUAACUGUUUCUUGAAAGGUGUUAUGACUCUUGAUAAUACAUCUGAUAUUGUUUCAUUAAACAUUGAGGACAGAAAAAGAAAGAAACUCAAUACUUAGUGGUCUGAUUAUUUAGUUGACGUUGGUGACAUAAUUAAUAACGUUUUGAAAUGUAUUUAUG
Messenger RNA from Hydra vulgaris (swiftwater hydra), 2249 nucleotides. NCBI's taxonomy places the organism in Eukaryota, Metazoa, Cnidaria, Hydrozoa, Anthoathecata, Hydridae. The record is from RefSeq and is a predicted model, not a curated record.